AACACCUCUCUCUCUCAAACAAAUUAUAUAUCGACGAUGCAAGGCCUCCGGCACGGCCUCCUCUCCGACGGCGGCGUCCGCCUCGAGCUGACCCCCUCCGCCGCCUCCCCCCUCGCCAUCGACGUGGCCGAAUCGGCGGAGACGCGAAUCCAGCGGCUGAUCGCGGAGAAUCCGGUGAUCAUCUUCAGCCGCCCCUCCUGCUGCAUGUGCCACGUCAUGAAGCGCCUCCUCUCCACCGUCGGCGUCCACCCCACCGUCAUCGAAUUGGACGACGACGAGAUCGCCGCCCUCUCCCCCCGCCCCGCCCCCGACCUCUACAUCGGCGCCGCCCCCGUCGGCGGCCUCGAGAGCCUCGUCGCCCUUCACUUGAGCAACAAUCUCGUGCCUAAGCUUGUCCAAGUUGGUGCCCUCAAAAAUCAUCACCUCCUAAUUAAUUAGCUUUGAUUAAUUAUUUUUUGCUUUUUUAAUUAUAAGAAGAAUCAUAUAUCAUUUUUAUUUACUACUGCUACUGCUGCUACAGUAUUUCUAGAUGGUAAUUAGGGGAAAUAAGAUUGUAUUGUGAUUUGGGGUUUUGUAAGCUUGUGAAUUAGUGUUGGUAAUUGUGAUUAUGACUAUCUACUUUCAAUGGAGAAAUUUGCAAGAGUUAUUGUUA
This is a messenger RNA of Salvia splendens (bonfire salvia), 652 nucleotides long. RefSeq names its product glutaredoxin-C6. Bases 37 to 438 code for a protein of 133 amino acids. The transcript has a single exon. The record is from RefSeq and is a predicted model, not a curated record. Lineage: Eukaryota; Viridiplantae; Streptophyta; Magnoliopsida; Lamiales; Lamiaceae.